Messenger RNA from Mesocricetus auratus (golden hamster), 3116 nucleotides. It is a transcript of the gene Pglyrp2, whose product is annotated as peptidoglycan recognition protein 2. Gene Ontology annotation, molecular function: zinc ion binding; peptidoglycan binding; N-acetylmuramoyl-L-alanine amidase activity. Gene Ontology annotation, biological process: defense response to Gram-positive bacterium; detection of bacterium; peptidoglycan catabolic process. The record is from RefSeq and is a predicted model, not a curated record. The transcript has 7 exons. NCBI's taxonomy places the organism in Eukaryota, Metazoa, Chordata, Mammalia, Rodentia, Cricetidae. The coding region runs from base 1426 to 3018 and encodes 530 amino acids.
UCUUGGUAACUGGUAGUAUCAGGGUUACCAAAGCAAAAGCUUCACCCUAGUGUCUGCCCUGGGAAAAGCCUACAUACUUUGUUUUGAAGUUACAUUUAUUUAUCUAUAUAUACACUUAUUUUGUGGGGGUACGGACACAUGGUAUGACUCAUGUGGAGGUCAGAGGACAGCCUUCAGGAGGCUGUUCUCUCCUUCCACUGUGUGGGUCCCAGGGAUUGAACUCAGUCCCUCAGGUUUGGUGACAUCAAGUGCCUUAGCCUGCUGAUCCACCUCUCUGGUUCCCAUCCUUCAGCAGACAGCGCCUUCCACUGCUAAAUCUUUGGAAACCCGGGCUUAGAGGAGAGUAUUGCUUCAAACUGUCCCAAGAAGCAGAACCCACACCUUGGUGAUCUGCCGUCCGAUCUGCUUCUAUGUGCCCGACUUUAUCCUGAGCGAUCACAGGUUACCAGAGAGAGAAGCACUGGUCCUGAAGCUGCAGCUCAGUUGCUAGAGAGAUUAGCUAACACAAGGGAAUCCCUAGGUUUGAUCCCAGCACCACAUGAACUAGCUGUAGUGGGUCAUGCCUAUGAUCCUAGCAUUUGGAUGUUGAAGGCAGGAGACCAUAAAUUUAAGGUCAUCAUUGGCUACAUAGGGAGUUACAUAGCCUGGGCUACAUGAGAACCUAGAGAGAGGAGGGGUGCAAGAGAGAGAACACUAACAAACAUGAAUAAGAAUACCUGGUAGGUGACCAGGCCCUGGGGUGAGUCCCUGGGGAAUUCCGGGUCUGGCUCAGUCGGGGCUUCCCCAGCCUGGCCUGGGACCUGCCUGAGGACCAGUCCCUAGCCUGGUGGGCCUCUUAGUUGUAAAGCUGGUUUGAGGGUGGGAGGCAAGGAAGGUAGCAAUUUCCAUAGAACCCAGCCUUGCGGAACCCGCCCCACCUGAUGCCAGAAUAAAAGGGAGCCGCAUCUGGCCUGGGAUCCCAGCGUUUAGGAGGAAGCAGGAGGUUAAAAAAAGAUCCAGGCCAGCCUAGGCUAUGUUAAGAGGUUCAAGGACAGCCUGGAAGAGGAGGAAGUGAGGAGAGACAGGACCAUUCAGCAGGCCUCCGAUGUCAGCACCCAGAGGAGAGGACAGAUCCCACACUACCAACCCAGAAUGUGGAUGUGAAAAGUUCCCCUCAAGGCCCACAUGUUGGAGGCUGGGCGCCCAGCGCGUGGUGCUUUAAGACAAGUGGGCUAGUGGGCGGAAGUCACUGAGACAGACCGCCUUUCCUCUCUCUCUCCGUUCUUCCCUCUCAGCUUCUGUAAGGUAAGCAGCUUCCUCCGCCAUACAUUGCUCUCUCCUCACAGGCGCAGAGCAGUCAGGUUGAUGCACUAAGGAUUACAGCUGCGGAAUCUCACCCCUGAGGUUCUCUGCUGGGCCUCUGCCCUGGAACCGGACCCCACAACGAUGAAGGCUGGGGGUGUCCUCUGGAUCCUGCUUCAACUGCUGCUGUGGCCACAGCCAGGGACAGCCGCCUCCUCACCCCCGGUCAUGGACUCCGUCAUCCAGGCCCUUGAGGAGCUUGAGCAAAAGGUGCUGGUGACGGAGGCCAGCAGCACUGCCUCCGCAUGGAUUCUGUCAGCCAGGAGCUCCAGCCCCCACAAUUCUCUUCACCAGCACUUGCUGCGGAAGGCACCGAGCCACAACACUAUGGAGACAGAUCUCCACUCACUGAGCCCAGAGCUUCAAGCCCUGAUUUCCGAGGUGGCCCAGCAUGACAUACAAGAUGGGCAGGAAUACGGCGUGGUGCUGGCACCAGAUGGCUCCGCGGUAGCUGUGGAGCCUCUGCUGGUUGGGCUAGAGGCCGGCUUACAGGCGCACAGUGCUGCCAACUCACCUUUAGAGUGCCUGGCCAUGCCGUGUGAUGCUAGCGACACCUUGACAAACACUGGAGCCGUCUGGCCAGGACUCAUGGAUGCCUCCACAAGUGCCUCUUUUACAGAUGGUGGAGCCACUUUACCAAAUGGCAAAGCCAAGACCCCCACUACUGUGGACAGACUCCUGGCGGUCACCUUGGGCAGAGACUUAGGUCUGACGUUCCUCAACAGUUCCCAGGCUCGGAGUCCUCCAGGCCUGGGAACCGAGGGCUGCUGGAACCAGCUCUCUGCCGGCAGGGUCUUCACCCUGCUGGACCCCAAGGCAUCCAGGCUCACCGUGGCUUUCCUCAAUGGGGCCUUGGACGGAGCUCUGCUUGGGGACCACUUGAGCCGGGCCUCUAAGCCCCGGCCACGCCUCAGCUGCCUGCUGAAAGAGUACUAUGGAGCUGGGGUGGCUGGAGAUCCGAAGUUCCGAAGUAACUUCCGAAGGCAGAACGUGGCUGCUUUGACCUCAGUUCCUACCCUGGCCCAGCAGGUAUGGGAGGCCCUUGUCCUGCUACAGAGGCUGGAGCCAGGACAUCCCCAGUUGCAGAACAAGAGCCAAGAAGAGCUGGCUCAGGGAGCCACCUUUGCUACCAAGGAGUUCACUGAGACUUUCCUGGGAUGCCCAGCCAUUCUCCCUCGCUGUCGCUGGGGAGCCGCGCCCUAUCGAGGCAACCCGACGCCACUCCGGCUGCCGCUCGGAUUCUUAUAUGUGCAUCAUACGUACGUGCCAGCGCCACCUUGCACCACCUUCCAGCGCUGCGCCGCCAACAUGCGCUCCAUGCAGCGAUUCCACCAGAAUGAGCGCCACUGGAAUGACAUCGGCUACAGUUUCGUGGUGGGCUCCGAUGGCUAUGUGUACGAGGGCCGCGGCUGGCACUGGGUGGGCGCCCAUACGCGCGGCCACAAUUCCCGCGGCUUCGGCGUGGCCUUCGUGGGCAACUAUACUGGGUCACUACCCAGCGACACGGCGCUGAACACGGUGCGCGACGUGCUCCCGAGCUGCGCCAUUCGUGCAGGCCACUUGCAGCCAGACUACAAGCUGCUCGGCCACCGUCAACUAGUGCGCAGCGACUGUCCCGGGGACGCGCUCUUCAACCUGCUGCGCACCUGGCCUCACUUCGUAGAGGCUGAAAAUUAAGAACUCCUCCGAGGGAGCCUUGGAGAUCCAGGAGAUGCUACCCCAGAUGAUGCUCCGAGCAGCCCCUGACCUCCAAUAAAGGAACCUCUGAAAAGAAA